AUGUUUUAUAAUUUUUAAACGAAGGGGAAAUAACUCAAAAAACAAACGUUCGCAAACGACCUGAAGUUUUCAAAGUCCUGUCAGUGGAUUUGUCUAAAGCACUAAAUAAUUAAGCUUACACAGAAUGGCUUCAUUAGACAUAAACAAGUUAGAUUUAUAUGCGAUUCUUGACGUAUCUGAAGAGGCUACAGAAAAAGAGCUUGUGAAAGCAUACAGAAAACGUGCACUAAAAUGCCAUCCUGACAAAAAUCCUGAUGACCCAAAUGCAGCUGAAUUAUUCCAUAAGUUAUCCAAGGCCUUAGAACUGUUAACAGAUCCUGCUGCACGUGCAGCUUAUGACAAAGCUCAAAAAGCUAAGAAAGCAGCAGAGAAGAGACACAAAGAACUUGAUAAGAAAAGACAAAAACUGAAAGAAGACUUAGAAUUACGUGAAGGAGAGGUUUUUAAACAAAAGGAAACUGAAUUUACAGCAACAAGGAAUUUAGCAGCAGAGGUUGAGAGACUGAGGAAAGAAGGCUCACGAUUACUGGACGAAGAACAAAAUUUACUGAAGGAACAGAUUAAGAAAGGGAAUGAGAGAAUAAUUAUAGAUGAUGUAGCUGAAGAAAUAAAGACACCAAAAUUAAAGAUUAAAUGGAAGGCUAAGAAGGGUGAUGACAGUAAUGGAGGCUACUCAUAUGAUGUUUUAUACAAUCUUUUACACAAGUAUGGUGAUGUCCUGAACUUAAUUAUCUCCAGGAAAAGAAAUGGAAGUGGUAUUGUAGAGUUCAAGGACAGAAAUGCUGCUAGCAUGGCAGCUCAGUUUGAAAAGGGUCUAGCAGAAAACCCCUUGACAUUUAUUUGGCUUGAUGGACAAGUUGAAGCUACUACUACUACCAGUCAGCCUACUGUUGUUUCAAGUGAUGACACUGACUUUGAGAGCAUAGUACUUCAUAAGAUGAGACAAGCAGAGGAAAGAAAGAGACUGAUAGAACAAAUGAAAGAAGAAGAUGGAAAUAGCUGAAUAAGAUUAAAUAUCAGAUUAUGGGACUGAUAAAAGUACAGUGCUACUGGAUGAUAAACAGUUGAUAGAACAUGAUGAUGAAGAUCAAAAAAAGUCUGGAGUAGUCAGAAAACCAGCUGAUCAUUUUCAUAUGACUUAAAAUUAGAAAAUUAAAACUAAAUAACUUUCCUAAGAAGUUAUGAGUGGUCAAAACAGCCAUCAAACAUGAUUGCCAGCAGUACUGAGGAUAGAAAUUGGAUAAAAAAUAGAAUUUGAAAGU
Messenger RNA from Mytilus trossulus (common blue mussel), 1262 nucleotides. Its product is annotated as dnaJ homolog subfamily C member 17-like. Gene Ontology annotation, molecular function: nucleic acid binding. Gene Ontology annotation, biological process: spliceosomal complex disassembly. The record is from RefSeq and is a predicted model, not a curated record. Lineage: Eukaryota; Metazoa; Mollusca; Bivalvia; Mytilida; Mytilidae. Gene Ontology annotation, cellular component: spliceosomal complex. The transcript is spliced from 10 exons. The coding region runs from base 125 to 1003 and encodes 292 amino acids.